This is a messenger RNA of Neltuma alba, 1118 nucleotides long. RefSeq names its product putative protein TPRXL. Bases 1 to 726 code for a protein of 241 amino acids. The transcript is spliced from 2 exons. The record is from RefSeq and is a predicted model, not a curated record. Lineage: Eukaryota; Viridiplantae; Streptophyta; Magnoliopsida; Fabales; Fabaceae.
AUGUAUUUGAAUUGUAACUUGGUUACAAAUAAAAUUUUUUUGUCUAGAGACGUUGUUUUUCAUGAACUAAUUUUCCCUUUCAAAUCUGACAAAGUCAGUUCCCUUUCUUCACCCAUUAGUUCUCCUUCUGACCCCACCAUUCAAGACUUUCCCACCUUUUUAGAUGAUGACAAUAACAUCUCCUCUGUCUCUUUUCCCAACACUGUUUCACCCACUUCUCUUUCUGUUGCUAUUGAACCUGCCACUGUUUCACCCACUUCUUCUUCUGCUUCUGCCGACACUAUUGAUGAUAAUAAUAACUCCUCUUCAUCAACAAUUCCUCCCUCUAUAUCUACUCCUUCAUCCAUUUCUCCUCCCUCUCCUCAGACUACCUCCCAUUUCCUUCGCCGCUCAACUAGACCCCAUAAACCUUCAUCAUAUUUGCAAGAUUAUCAUUGUGCCCUUAUUUCUACUGCUGACCAAUCAUCAAGUCCAGGUUACUCAUCUAAGUAUCCUCUAUCUUCAGUUUUAUCCUAUUCUUCUCUUUCUUCUGCUUACCGUAAUUUUGUCUUAUUUGUCACCUCUACCCCUGAUCCAAAAACAUAUAGUCAAGCUGUUAAACAUUCAAAAUGGAGGGAUGCUAUGACAGUAGAAAUACAUGCUCUAGAACAAAAAUCAGACUUGGGUUUUAACUUCUUUACCACCUGGCAAGAGAACCAUUGGGUGCAAAUGGGUGUUCAAAACUAAGUAUAAAGCUAAUGGUGAAGUUGAGAGAUAUAAAGCCAGACUUGUAGCAAAAGGCUACACACAAAUAGAGGGCAUUGAUUACUUUGACACUUUCUCACCAGUUGCCAAGAUGACUUCUCUUCGUUUAUUGCUCUCCAUUGCAUCUGCAAAAAAUUGGUUCUUACAUCAAUUAGACAUCAAUAAUGCAUUUCUUCAUGGAGACCUACAUGAAGAAGUGUAUAUAGACCUUCCAAAAGGCUUUACACCCUCUUCUCCAAAUCUGGUUUGUCGAUUACAAAAGUCCCUCUAUGGUUUGAAACAAGCAAGUCGAGAAGGGUAUUCAAAAUUAUCAUCUGCUUUACUUUCCUAUGGCUAUGUUCAGUCAGCCUCUGAUCAUUCUCUCUUUUUUAGAG